Neomonachus schauinslandi (Hawaiian monk seal) is the source of this 724-nucleotide messenger RNA. RefSeq names its product protein phosphatase 1 regulatory inhibitor subunit 1B (gene PPP1R1B). The coding region runs from base 1 to 618 and encodes 205 amino acids. The transcript is spliced from 7 exons. NCBI's taxonomy places the organism in Eukaryota, Metazoa, Chordata, Mammalia, Carnivora, Phocidae. Gene Ontology annotation, biological process: intracellular signal transduction. Gene Ontology annotation, cellular component: cytoplasm. The record is from RefSeq and is a predicted model, not a curated record. Gene Ontology annotation, molecular function: protein phosphatase inhibitor activity.
AUGGACCCCAAGGACCGCAAGAAGAUCCAGUUCUCGGUGCCCGCGCCCCCCAGCCAGCUCGACCCCCGCCAGGUGGAGAUGAUCCGGCGCAGGAGACCAACCCCUGCCAUGCUGUUCCGGCUCUCAGAGCACUCCUCACCAGAGGAGGAGGCCUCCCCUCACCAGAGAGCCUCAGGAGAGGGGCACCACCUCAAGUCGAAGAGACCCAACCCAUGUGCCUACACACCCCCCUCGCUGAAAGCCGUGCAGCGCAUUGCUGAGUCUCAUCUGCAGUCCAUCAGCAACCUGAGCGAGAACCAGGCCUCAGAGGAGGAGGAUGAGCUGGGGGAGCUGCGGGAGCUGGGCUACCCAAGAGAGGAAGAUGAGGAGGAGGAGGAGGAGGAUGACGAAGAGGAGGAGGAGGAGGAGGACAGCCAGGCUGAAGUCCUGAAGAGCAGCAGGGGGCCUGCUGGGCAGAAGACAGCUUGUGGCCAGGGUCUGGAAGGACCCUGGGAGCGCCCACCCCCUCUGGAUGAGCCCCAGAGAGAUGGAAGCUCCAAGGAACAAGUGGAAGACCUGGCACUGAAUGAGCCUGGGGAGGAGCCACAGCGCCCCGCCCACCCUGAGCCUGGCACAUAGGCACCCGGCCUUGCAUCGCUCAGAAGGAAGUGGAGGGGGCAUUGCUGUUCCCCAGAUACCCACUCUGUCCCCACCCUAUUUUGUACCCUUCCCCCUCACUCGCUAG